Dictyostelium discoideum AX4 is the source of this 1014-nucleotide messenger RNA. RefSeq lists its product as hypothetical. The transcript has 2 exons. The record is from RefSeq and is a predicted model, not a curated record. NCBI's taxonomy places the organism in Eukaryota, Evosea, Eumycetozoa, Dictyosteliales, Dictyosteliaceae. Bases 1 to 1014 code for a protein of 337 amino acids.
AUGGAUUCAAAAAUAAUAAUUGUUGCAUUAAUUGUUUGCAGUAUUUUUUCAUUUAUAGCAAAAGCACAAGAUCAAUGGGCAUAUUCAAUUUGGAAUAAUGGAACAACAGCAUAUAUGGGAAAUAUAGAUUUGGAUGCUGCAUAUUAUAUUGCAGGUGUUGAAAUUGAUAAUUUCCAAUUCAUUUCAAGUCAAACUUCAACAUAUAAUUCAAAAACAAAUGAAAUUAGUGCAUUGGGUCAAUCAACUACUUCAAAUGAUUACUUUUAUUUAUAUGUUUAUACAGGUGAGGGUUGGUUACCAACACCAGCAGUAAUGAACUUUCCAAAAGAAAAUUAUUUAAUUUCUAGUAUAACAUCAGAUCAAACUGCUAGUCAAUUCAAUUAUUUUUCAACAAUGGUAAUUUCAGGACUUUCAAAUCAAAAUCCAGUUGGAACCUUUUCAGUCACAAAAUUAGCACCAACUUCAAAUAAUUAUAAAGUUAUUGAUGUAAUUAAUGGUCAAUUUUCAUCAAGUGCAUUUAAUUGGGCAACUCAAAUCUAUAGUGUAGUCUUUUCAAAUACAACUGGUCUAUUUGUAAAUAGCUAUACUCAAGGUGGUCAAUUACAAUCUUCAAAUAAAUGUACUAUUUCAAGUAUUCCAACCAAUUAUAAUAUUGCAAGUUCACCAUACAACUCUGUUUAUAUUCCAAUUACCAAUCUUGUAUACAGUUUUGUUGAUUUAGUUAACAAUUAUUCCCCAACUCCAAUUACUGAUUUAUUUAAACUUUAUCCAGCUACUACUACAUUCUAUGAUAUGGGUUAUUUUUCAAAUAGUGCUUCCAGAUCAGUUUCUACAAAAAUUUAUACAAUCGCUGGUCAUACAACUCAACAAAUUUUAUACUAUGUCUCUGCAACUUCAAAUUCACAACAAUAUCCAACUGGAAUCGUACUUAAUAAAUUAAGACUUUCCUCUACUGGUAAUAUGUUAUCAUCAGCUUUAUUUGAACACCCUCCAAUUAAUAUGUGGACAUAUUAA